AUGUUACUGGUUGAGGCUUGUCUUCUAAAGCAGGAUCAACGAUUACAUUCUUCGUUUGCCUUCCUGUUCAUAGCAGGAAGGAGAAAAGCACUUGAACUAGGUGAUGGUGACAAGAGAAACACACGUAAGUCACAUGAUGCUUCGGUCACUGUAGACUAUCGUGAUACAGUUUUCAUCUAUGCUUCACAUAAGGUUCUUGCACGUUCUUUAGUUGGGAGAUUAUUUCGAACGCUUGAGGAUAGGAAUCUCAGACCAAGCGGAAUGAAUAUGGUUAAAACCACCAAAGAACUUGUUCAGAAGUCCCCGCUUUUGAAAAAAGUAGCCAGGGAAGAUGGCGAAGUUUGUAUGUUCUCGACGUGGCAUGGAGAAUAUGUUUUCAAAAAUGCAUUAGGCGCUACAUCAUACUUUUGCAGAAAAUACGCCUUUAUUCAAGGCGUCGAUAUAGUCAUGACGGAAACAACAAAGGCAACGCGUAAAGAAGCUGAGCUAUGGAUAGACACUGAGCCUCCUCCUCCUCUCGUUGCUCCUGUGGCUGUUGUAGAAGAUGGUUCUGCGCCAGUUGCGGAAAAUGUAGAGAUUGUGGAACCAGAGGAGGAACCCAAUACGAUUGUUGAAGUCGUAGAUACAGAACAAACAGCUUCCCCACAAGAGAUCACAUAUCCAACUGAUGCCGAGCCUGUUCGAGACACUUCUACCGCAGACACAUUGCCGGUGGGUGAUGGAGUGGAGGAUCCGAUACACACCGACAAGUUACCUCCUAUACAGCCAUGAUGAUAUUUAUUUUGUUGGGCUGAGGUUUUCGCAUUUCGCUCACAAUGUGCCAAUCUUUGU
Cylicocyclus nassatus is the source of this 831-nucleotide messenger RNA. NCBI's taxonomy places the organism in Eukaryota, Metazoa, Nematoda, Chromadorea, Rhabditida, Strongylidae. The record is from the annotation of a GenBank genome assembly.